This is a messenger RNA of Folsomia candida, 3333 nucleotides long. RefSeq names its product glutenin, high molecular weight subunit PW212. The coding region runs from base 1 to 3333 and encodes 1110 amino acids. The record is from RefSeq and is a predicted model, not a curated record. The transcript has 3 exons. Lineage: Eukaryota; Metazoa; Arthropoda; Collembola; Entomobryomorpha; Isotomidae.
AUGACGAACGUGGCGGAUAAACCGGAGUACAGAAUUCCAAAGGGAUUGAGAGAACUUCUUGAAGAGUUUUCUGGAGAGAUCUUAAGGCAUCAACCGGACAAUAUUCCACUAUAUUUAGCAGACUACAUCGAUAGAAAAUUGCGAGAACAGGAGCAAGGUCCGCAAGGAGGGCGACGAGAUGAUCAAAAGGAAGUAAACACGCUGUUUGGGCCACCAGGUUCAAAGCAACCGUAUGACCAAGGAAAAGACCCGUACAAUGAUCAACAAGGAGGAAAAGGAAUGCCAGGCCAAGGACAAAUGCCAAGCCAGGGUCAAAUGCCCGGCCAAGGACAAAUGCCAAGCCAGGGUCAAAUGCCCGGCCAAGGUGGAAUGCCCGGACAAGGUCAAAUUCCCGGUAUGGGUGGAAUUCCUGGUCAGGGGCAAAUACCAGGACAAGGACAAGGGCAAAUGCCAGGUCAAGGUCAAAUACCAGGACAAGGGCAAAUGCCAGGACAAGGGCAAAUGCCAGGACAAGGACAAAUGGCUGGACAGGGUCAAAUGCCAGGUCAAGGUGGAAUGCCCGGACAAGGUGGAAUGCCCGGACAAGGUCAAAUGCCCGGUGUGGGUGGAAUUCCUGGUCAGGGGCAAAUACCAGGACAAGGACAAGGGCAAAUGCCAGGUCAAGGUCAAAUACCAGGACAAGGGCAAAUGCCAGGUCAGGGUCAAAUACCAGCACAAGGUCAAAUGCCAGGGCAAGGUGGAAUGCCCGGACAAGGACAAAUGGCUGGACGGGGUCAAAUGCCAGGACAAGCAGGAAUGACCGGUCAGAGUGGAAUGUCCAGUCAAGGUCAAAUGCCAGGACAAGGACAACUGGCUGGACAAGGUCAAAUGACCGACCAAGGAGGAAUGCCUGGACAAAUGGCUGGACAGGGUCAAAUACCAGGACAAGGACAAAUACCUAGACAGGGUCAAAUACCAGGACAGGGUCAAAUGGCUGGACAGGGUCAAAUACCAGGACAAGGACAAAUGGCUGGACAGGGUGGACAAGGACAAAUGGGUGGACAGGGUCAAAUGUCAAGCCAGGGUCAAAUGGCGGGGCAGGGUCAAAUGCCAGGACAGAGUCAAAUGGCGGGGCAGGGUCAAAUGGCGGGGCAGGGUCAAAUGAACGACCAAGGAGGAAUGCUGGGACAAGGACAAAUGGCUGGACAGGGUCAAAUGGCUGGACAGGGUCAAACGGCUGGACAGGGUCAAACGGCUGGACAAGGUCAAAUGCCAGGACAAGGUCAAAUGUCAAGCCAGGGUCAAAUGGCAGGACAGAGUCAAAUGGCAGGACAGAGUCAAAUGAACGACCAAGGAGGAAUGCUGGGACAAGGACAAAUGGCUGGACAGGGUCAAAUGGCUGGACAGGGUCAAACGGCUGGACAGGGUCAAACGGCUGGACAAGGUCAAAUGCCAGGACAAGGUCAAAUGUCAAGCCAGGGUCAAAUGGCAGGACAGAGUCAAAUGGCGGGGCAGGGUCAAAUGAACGACCAAGGAGGAAUGCUGGGACAAGGACAAAUGGCUGGACAGGGUCAAAUGGCUGGACAGGGUCAAACGGCUGGACAGGGUCAAACGGCUGGACAAGGUCAAAUGCCAGGACAAGGUCAAAUGUCAAGCCAGGGUCAAAUGGCAGGACAGAGUCAAAUGGCAGGACAGAGUCAAAUGAACGACCAAGGAGGAAUGCUGGGACAAGGACAAAUGGCUGGACAGGGUCAAAUGGCUGGACAGGGUCAAACGGCUGGACAGGGUCAAACGGCUGGACAAGGUCAAAUGCCAGGACAAGGUCAAAUGUCAAGCCAGGGUCAAAUGGCAGGACAGAGUCAAAUGGCGGGGCAGGGUCAAAUGAACGACCAAGGAGGAAUGCUGGGACAAGGACAAAUGGCUGGACAGGGUCAAAUGUCAAGCCAGGGUCAAAUGGCGGGGCAGGGUCAAAUGCCAGGACAGAGUCAAAUGGCGGGGCAGGGUCAAAUGGCGGGGCAGGGUCAAAUGAACGACCAAGGAGGAAUGCUGGGACAAGGACAAAUGGCUGGACAGGGUCAAAUGGCUGGACAGGGUCAAACGGCUGGACAGGGUCAAACGGCUGGACAAGGUCAAAUGCCAGGACAAGGUCAAAUGUCAAGCCAGGGUCAAAUGGCAGGACAGAGUCAAAUGGCAGGACAGAGUCAAAUGAACGACCAAGGAGGAAUGCUGGGACAAGGACAAAUGGCUGGACAGGGUCAAAUGGCUGGACAGGGUCAAACGGCUGGACAGGGUCAAACGGCUGGACAAGGUCAAAUGCCAGGACAAGGUCAAAUGUCAAGCCAGGGUCAAAUGGCAGGACAGAGUCAAAUGGCGGGGCAGGGUCAAAUGAACGACCAAGGAGGAAUGCUGGGACAUGGUCAAAUUUCUGGACAGGGUCAAAUGGCCGGCCAAGGUGGACUGUUCAGCCAAAUGCCUAAUCAGAGUGGACUGCCGAGUCAAGGCGAAAUGCAAGGUCAAAUGACCAGCCCGACUGGGAUGCAAGGUCAAAUUACCAGCCCGACUGGGAUGCAAGGUCAAAUUACCAGCCCGAGUGGGAUGCAAGGUCAAAUGACCAGCCCGAGUGGGAUGCAAGGUCAAGGAGGUUAUCAAUCCACCGGUCAAAUGAAUGAGGCUGGAUUAAGUGGACAAAAUAAUAUUGCCACUGGGGAAGAUAUCUCCAAUCAGUCCGGUAGAUCUUUCCCUACAAGUAGCGUCUCAAACCUAUCUCAGCCCCCAAGAAGUGACUUGUCAAUUGCGAGCUCAACAAAUAGUGGAGUUGCUCAAAGUUCUUAUACAGGACAAAUGCCAGGUCAGGACGGGAAUAUAUCGCAAAGUUCAAGUCAGACAGGAUUACCCGGACAAAUGCAAGGUCAGAUCCCCGGCCAGGGCGAAAUGCAAGGUCAAAUGCCCGGACAGGGCCAAAUGCAAAAUCAAGGCGAAAUGCAAGGUCAAAAUGGUUAUACUUCACAAGUUUCGGGGAGUCAGGCAGCAUUUCCGGGGCAAAUUUCCGGACAAGGAGGGGCACAAGGUCCUGUUCAGAGUCAAGGUGGAAUGUUAGCAAUGAACCAAGGUGCUUACCCAGGACAAAUUCCAGGUCAAGCCGGGGCAGGGCGAAAUGCAAAAUCAAUUUCCGAGCCAAAGACAAAUGCAAAAUCAAUUUCCGAGCCAAAGACAAAUGCAAAAUCAAUUUCCGAGCCAAAGACAAAUGCAAAAUCAAUUUCCGAGCCAAAGACAAAUGCAAAAUCAAUUUCCGAGCCAAAGACAAAUGCAAAAUCAAUUUCCCAGCCAAGGACAAAUGCAAAAUCAAUUUCCUAA